Messenger RNA from Sesamum indicum (sesame), 897 nucleotides. RefSeq lists its product as uncharacterized. The record is from RefSeq and is a predicted model, not a curated record. NCBI's taxonomy places the organism in Eukaryota, Viridiplantae, Streptophyta, Magnoliopsida, Lamiales, Pedaliaceae.
GCUCUGUUUGCCACUUUCAUUACUCAAAACCUCAAGAAAGCAAACAAUUCCAUCCAUGGUGGAUUACUCACCUCGUAGAUCGAGCGGACCGGUCCUCCGGUCCACUUCCCCUUCUGGAAGACUAAACCGCCACUGUUCAUCGUAUACGCCCUCGUUCCGCUCCUCCUCCUUCGCUUCCGCCACUUCCUCCGCCUUCAGCCCCACCCGCUCAUUGCGGAGGCCCACCUCUCCAACCCGUGUAAAUGUCUACAAGUAUACUUCCCCCUCCCUCAGCUUCUCCCUGGACCGGCCCGGUUCGCCAAACCGGUCUAUUUCCAUGUCCACCCGGGUGGAGAACUCUCCGGCGUCCACCGCCCCCAGUCAGAAGAGGACGUGUAUGUGCUCGCCCACCAACCACCCGGGUUCGUUCAGGUGCAGCUUGCACAAAGCCGGGUUCGCCAACAACGGAGUUCCGAGUAGUUCUCAAGCGGCGACGUGUGGGAGCUCCAGCCGGCUGAACAUGAGGCGCUCCGCCAUGACGAAUUCUCUGGUGCGGAUUGGUACAGUGGAGGGGGAUUUAGUGAGACGAGCCUUGGCCGCUCUGAUUCGCCCGUCUUCACAUCAGCAGCGCCGCCGAGGUGAGUUCCGGCCGCGACCCAGCCGGCUCUCCGUCAUGUCCAAGGCUUAGAUUUCUAAGCUAGCUCCGGCGGUUACGACGUUUCAACGCGGCGGAUAAGCGACUGAGCUGCGCCCGUGAUGUCAGCCUGAUUUGCGCGGGCGAAGGGGAACGGAUAUUUUUUGGUUUUCCGGCGACCCGAAAACCCGUAGGAUCCGACUUAUUUUUACCGGACUUUUCAUGUACAUACCUAAAUGAUAUUCAUAAUUAUGAAUUAAAUAAUUUUAAUUAUGAGAAAUUAA